Molecule: messenger RNA, 2528 nt
Organism: Klebsormidium nitens
Lineage: Eukaryota; Viridiplantae; Streptophyta; Klebsormidiophyceae; Klebsormidiales; Klebsormidiaceae
Source: the annotation of a GenBank genome assembly
CUGACAGACAGUGGCAAGAGGCGGGUCUAUCUGACUUCCCACAAGCCUCAUGGCGUCUUCCACAGCUUGCUUGCGCCUCCCUUGCGCCCCAGCAGGCCUCUCUGGGCCGCAGAGCUGCAGAGGGGCCCACUUUUCCCCGCAGCGGGCAGCGCCAGCCGGCAGCAUUGGGCGCGCAAGGACAGGGCUGCGGACGGUGGGCGCCAAUGGGACCCGGAAUGGGGGAGUGGUGGCAGGCCAGGGCAGCUUCUGGGGAGGCGCCCUGCAAUUGGAGUGCACAGCAAGAAAGAACGAGAAAGUUGAUCGGAGGGCGGGAGAAUGCCGAUGUGCGGGCAACGAGGAUGGGGGCAAGCCCGGGCGCAGCUAUAGCCUGUACGACCAGGCCAGCAACCUGCUGACCAACGUGCUCAACCCGGGGGGCAGCGGGAACAUGCCCGUCGCCGAGGGCGCGGUCUCCGACCUCUUUGGCCGGCCCCUCUUCUUCGCACUCUACGACUGGUUCAUGGAGCAUGGCCCUAUCUACAAGCUGGCGUUUGGUCCCAAGGCGUUUGUGGUUAUCUCGGACCCCAUCAUUGCGCGCCACAUCCUGCGGGAGAACACUUUUGGUUAUGACAAGGGCGUGCUGGCAGACAUUCUGGAGCCCAUCAUGGGGAAGGGCCUCAUUCCUGCCGACCUAGAAACCUGGAAAGGCAGGCGGCGAGCGGUGGUCCCUGCGUUCCACGCUGCGUAUCUAGAGGCGAUGGUGGGCGUGUUUGGGCGGUGUGGCCAGCGCACGGUGGACAAGCUGGACGGUUUGCUGGCUGGGGCGGGGGGCGAGGUGCGCAUUGACAUGGAGGCAGAAUACUCGAACUUGGCGCUGGACAUCAUCGGGAUCAGCGUGUUCAACUACGACUUCGGGUCCGUCACCAAGGAGUCGCCCAUCAUCCAGGCGGUGUAUGGCGUGCUGUACGAGGCGGAGCACCGCAGCACGUUCUACGUGCCGUACUGGAAGUUCCCGCCCGCGCGCUGGCUGGUGCCGCGGCAGCGCAAGUUCGCCACCGACAUGGCACAAAUCAACGCCACGCUCACCGACCUCAUCAACCAGGCCAGGGACACGCGCCAGGAGGAGGACCUGGAGGCGCUGCAGCAGCGCGACUACUCGAAAGUCAAGGACGCGUCGCUGCUGCGCUUCUUGGUAGACAUGCGCGGGGAGGACGCCACCAACCAGCAGUUGCGCGACGACCUGAUGACCAUGCUGAUCGCGGGCCAUGAGACAACGGCGGCGGUGCUGACGUGGGCCACCUUCAUGCUCGCCCAGAAUCCCGCGGCGGUGGCCAAGGCUCAGGAAGAGGUGGACCGGGUCCUGGGGGACCGCCAGCCCAGCCUCGCCGACAUCAAGCAGCUCGAGUUCAUCCGGCUCAUCGUCGCUGAGUCGCUCCGCCUCUACCCGCAGCCGCCCCUGCUCAUCCGCCGAUCCCUCCAGCCCGACACACUGCCAGGCGGGCACAACGGGCAUCCCGAGGGGCACGCCAUCCCCGCGGGGACCGACCUUUUCAUCUCGGUAUACAACGUACACCGCUCUCCCUACUGCUGGAACGACCCCGAGGCGUUCCGGCCGGAGCGCUUCCAGGAGUCUCGGCCCGGCUUCGAAGGCUGGGCGGGCUUCGACCCGAGCCGCAGCCCGGGGGCCCUUUAUCCCAACGAAACGAUGGCGGACUUUGCGUACCUGCCGUUUGGCGGGGGAUCGCGCAAGUGCGUGGGGGACCAGUUCGCGGUGAUGGAGUCGGUGGUGGGGCUGGCCAUGCUGCUGCGGCGCUACAACAUCGCGCUGGCGGGCACGCCCGAGGACGUGCAAAUGCAGACGGGAGCGACCAUCCACACCAAGGACGGCCUCUGGUGUCGCCUCUCCAAGCGACAACCGGGCACCGCGGUCAAAGCUCAGGAACAGGCGGCGGUCACUGUCUGAGCAAACGGCGAGGGGAGCGCCUAGCCGGACGUCAGCUUUUUGCUCCACUAGCUGAAACACGUGGGGCCUGGUCGCCAACAUGUGUUGAUUGAGAUUCGAAAACGAUGCUUGACCACUUACGUGGAGUAGUUGCAGGUGUAGGGCGGCCAGGUAGUCACGCAUACUAGCUGCCAUCAUUCCCCUCUAGAAAAUUUUCAGCUAGCAUCACUGAGGUAGGACUGAACUUGUCACAGGGCUUAGGUUGCGGGGCCUCUGGUUCACUGCAGGAAAGAUUCAAGGACCCAAGGACAAAGCGGGCCUGCCCUACUUUCAAAGCGGAGGAGAUCUAAGAUCACCGGUGGGGUGCAUUUGAAAUAGCGUGGUCGUAUACGCCAUCGAGCGUUUUGGCCGCUCAUUCAUUGAAUCAUAGACUGCCGCAUUCUCAAGGAACUGGCCGUCAUGGUCGGACGCGAACGCCGUCGAUAUUGGGGCGUCAGUACGCUCGAGGCCAUGGUCGACAUAUUCGGCAAAGACCCCAAUGAGAACUUUAAGCCGUACGUCCAUAGUAUGGAAUGUAUAAUUGGCCACCUUUGAGUUUUCUUAACCC